This is a messenger RNA of Caenorhabditis angaria, 1848 nucleotides long. The record is from the annotation of a GenBank genome assembly. NCBI's taxonomy places the organism in Eukaryota, Metazoa, Nematoda, Chromadorea, Rhabditida, Rhabditidae.
AUGAUUUUUGGGAUGAGCUCUCAUGUGACAAGCCGAGAGCACGGUGAAUGGCCUCAUGGUGCAAUUGGGCAGCCAAGGAAUACUGUAUAUUCGCCGACACAUCAGAAUCCAACAAGUGAGUUUACUUACUGAGUUCGAACAGUGGGUGAUAAGGUUUUUGAUAAUUUUUUCAGACACUAAGAAUCUUUAAAAAAAAUCUAGAAUAAGAAUCUUUGAAGAAUCAAGAUUUAGAGAAAAAUCAAACAGAAACAAAAAUAGUGAUCUAAAGAAUCUGAAAAAUUUUCCAAGUGUCACCUUUUUUUGAAAAUAAUCCAAAUGUCAAAGGUCACGUAUUCACGUAAUAUUUUUUCUAGUUCUAAUACGAUUUUCUUUUUUUUUGGAACUAUUUUCACUUGAUCUAGAAAAACAAUCAUUCUGUUACCAAGAAAAUCACAGAACAUAUCGGAUGAAAAAUUUUAAUCCAUAGAUUCCGAAAAAAUAUUCCAAAUAUCCUAUUUUUUCGAAAUGAGCCAAAUGUCAAAGGUCACGUUUUGACGUAUUAUUUUUUCACAUUUCUUUUUUUUCAGGAACUCCUCAAUCUAUGCCACUUUAUAGUCGUCAUUCAAUAUACUCGUCAACCCCAAAAUGUCCCUCAACAAAUAUCGGAACUGUACAAAAUUCUUAUACUUCUUCUCAAUUCUGUCAAUAUUUAAAAGAUAAUCAGAAAGAAAAUAAAGAAAAUAUUGCAAAAAUUGAAAACUCGAACAGAUCGAAGAAAACAUAUGGAGAGGUACGGUAGUUUAUAGAACUUUUUUAAGAUGAAAAUGUUGUUUUUUUUUAGAAUCGCCGACGUCUUCGAAUAGAAGAUUUUACUGAUGCUUUCAGAAGAAAACAAAUGGAAUUAUUUGUGAAUGUUAAAUUGGGAAAUGGAAAUUAUAGCAAAGUUUAUAAAGCGCAUGAUUUGAAAAUGAAUCGAAUGGUAAUUUCAUUUUUUUUUUGAAUAAGGUUUUAUCCUUUUACAAAAUCUUAUUUUCAGGUGGCUGUAAAAGCAAUUGAUAAGUUUGAUUUGAGUGAUGAUGUUCGCAAUAAAUUUUUGCCUCGCGAAAUUUCUUGUUGGAAAAAAUUACGAUACAAAUAUAUUGUUGCAAUGCAUGCUCAAUAUGAAUCUGGAAAUAUGAUAUUUUUAACAAUGGAAUACGGUAUGCAUGGAAACCUUUUGCAUUAUGUUCAAAAAUUUGGGGCGCUUGAGGAAAGAUUGGCUGGAAAAUAUAUGUCGCAAUUGAUCAAAGCAUUGAAAUAUAUGCAUUCGGUGAGCAAAUAACAAUUUCAAAGAUGAAUAUAUUGUCUGACCCAAAAUUUUUUGAAAAAUUAAUAUUCUUUUUUUUCAGAAAUCGAUUGCUCAUCGCGAUAUCAAACUUGAAAAUAUAAUUAUGUUUGAUAAUUGUAUCAAACUCUCAGAUUUCGGAUUUGUUCGCCAUGUUGAACCCAAUAGUUUAUCCAACACAUUUUGUGGAUCAAAAUCAUAUUCGCCUCCCGAAUUACUUCGCGGACAAAAUUAUAAUCCAUUAUUAUCGGAUGUUUGGUCAGCAGGAGUUGUUGGUUUUGUGAUGGUGACAGAUCGUAUGCCUUUUAAUGAGACAUUAAAUAACAGUAUUAUUGUUGAACAUCAAAGGUAUUUUUGUUCUGAGAUUGUUUCAAAAAAUUGCUAUUUUCAGAAAUCGUAGCUACCGUUUUCCAAGCAAAUUGAACUUGUCACCAGAUUGUAUCAAUUCAAUUGAAACAAUGUUAACAUUUGAAGCAAAUAAUAGACCAACAAGUGAGCAAUGUCUUUGUCUUCCUUGGAUUCAUCCACAUUUAAUUUCUAUGUAG